AUGUCUCGGCCACAGGACGAUAGGAACCAGGAGGCCACAGUAUACUUGGGAAAUCUAGAUGAAAGGUGUACAGAUGCGCUCGUAUGGGAGCUAAUGCUGCAAGCAGGUCCAGUAGUCAAUGUACAUUUACCGAAGGAUCGCAUUUCCAUGGCACAUCAAGGCUACGGUUUCUGCGAGUUCUUGACCGAAGAGGAUGCGGAAUACGCUUGUAAGAUAAUGAAUCAAAUAAAAUUAUGGGGCAAACCUAUCAGGGUCAACAAGGCCUCCUCUGACAAAAAGCAACUUGAUGUCGGCGCCAAUCUGUUCAUCGGAAACUUGGACGACAAUGUGGACGAACGGUUGCUAUAUGACACCUUCAGCGCGUUUGGAGUGAUGGCAACAACUGCCAAGAUCGCUCGCGACCCGCAAUCGGGUAAAUCCAAGGGAUACGGUUUCGUCUCGUACACCGAUUUCGAGUCAUCAGACGCGGCGAUCGAAUCUAUGAAUGGCCAGUUCCUCAUGAAUAAAGCUAUCACCGUACAAUACGCAUUCAAGAAAGAAGGCAAGGGUGAGCGGCACGGAACUGCUGCCGAGCGUCUUCUCGCCGCGCAAGCACGCAAGAACAAUGCUCUUCCCGUCACAGCUCGUCCUCCUCCUGCACCCUUAGCAUUCGGGGCGCGCCCUCCUAUGCCCGGCUUCCAAGGUCCAUAUCAAGGGCAAUUUGCUGGUGUACUGGCACAGCCUCCGCCCCCUCCAGGAUUCACGCCGCAGCAAACUCUUGGUCCAGGAAUGCCGGGCAUGCCGGGCAUGGUGCCUCCGAUGAUGGGAAUGCCACCACCUCCUGGUGGUAUGCCUAUGUACAAUCCUGCGCAAGGAUAUCCUCCUCCUCCCCCACCUGGCUUUGCUCCGCAAGGGAUGCCUGGCAUGAUGCCCAUGAUGCAACCUGGCCCGCCACAGCAAGCAUACCUAGGAUAG
Molecule: messenger RNA, 954 nt
Organism: Heterobasidion irregulare TC 32-1
Lineage: Eukaryota; Fungi; Basidiomycota; Agaricomycetes; Russulales; Bondarzewiaceae
Exons: 6
Coding region: 1-954 (317 amino acids)
Biological process (GO): positive regulation of mRNA splicing, via spliceosome
Cellular component (GO): U12-type spliceosomal complex; nucleolus
Molecular function (GO): RNA binding
Source: RefSeq, a predicted model, not a curated record